UGCCUCACCAUCCCUGGGUCUGGGAGAGGCUUGCAGUUGAGUGGUAUUUACUGGACCUUUCAUUUUCGUCUUCGUCAUCAGGUUUGGUGUGUCGCUGAUUGCCUUUUCAAGGGCAGGAAGCCUCCAAGACAUUCCAGUGCAUCGUUUCAACGUAAAUAGUGAAAGUGUUGGGCAGAUUGUGAAGGCUGAUGAGUGAUGAUGGCCGCGACCCACUGUGCGUGAGUGCUAGCCACGUAUAUACAAACUUCCAAAGGCCUUCAUAAACACAUCUACCUCUAGUACAGGCGCCAUGCGUCCAUUUAACUUAAAAAUGAAUACGUAUCGGCAUAUGGUGUGGGAAGCAAUGGGGUGUUGAGAGUAAGGAGGUCGGGACCAGUCAGUGCCUCCUCCCCUCACGCCCGGGGGGGGGGGAGGGUGUGUAGGUGAAGAUGAGUGAACACACUGGUUUUAAGUAGUCAUAUUACUCACACCUUUCAUGGUAUGCAUGGGAAAUAAAUGUCGUGUUUAUGGUAAUCAGGACAGUGUGAAUCUUAACCUAACAUUGUCAAACCUGUGUAAAAAAAAAAAAAAAACAGCGCAAUCCGUGUAUUGGGAAGUGCCCCUCACCCCACUCCCCGGACAUGCCCGUGUGUAGUGUACAGUGACCCUACCCCCACCUACCAUAACCCCCUUACCCUGAGGAGAGCCAGGAGUUUUACCUUUCAACUCCCCCGCCUGACCCACCCAACUCCCAGCGACACCCCAACUGUAGAUUGUACUUUUCCCCUCCCAGCCUCAAGCCCCAGCAGGCAACCCCCCUUCCCCUCCAAUGCCCACGAUGUCAGCGAUUUCGUAAGAUGAGCUGGGUUACCAGGAACUACCACUACAGAGCUAGUCCCGUGGAAUUCGAUUGCGAGGCAACUGUCAGGUGUACCACAAAGAGUGUGCACUCAAUCCCUCAAAUUUCAGCAUCUGUGCACACAGUGCAUGCCUAGGCUCCCGGAGAGCCCCAAGUGGGAACAACCAACCGCCCCUCCUUGCAGACAGAGCUGACAGUUACAGCUACUUCACCUCUACAGAGGACCUGGGAUCUGCAAUUAAAUUACCGUCUACCAGGACGCUGACAUAUCCCCAAAGCAGUUCUUCAGAGCUGCUAGCAAAUUCGCUGACCUCUUGUGGAGGCACUCCUGUUGCUGACCGAAGUGUGCUGGACCUCCGUCUUCAUCCUCACCAACAGGGUUGAUACGUCGCUGGCUACCUUCCAAAGGGUAGGGAGUCUCCCUCUGUACUCCUGUUGUUGACUGAAGCCUCCACACCUCAGCCUGAGUGUGUCGUUUGCACGCCAUACAGAUAGGGUUGCCUCUCGUCGCCGCUCAGGGUAUACACAGUGCUCCAUCGGCGACAGCUCACCUCUUCAUUUCAAGUGUCUAGAUGCCUCCUGCGACACGCCUCUACAGAAAACUUUAAGAGAAGCUGCAGGGACUCGUUGAAGAUGUUGCUGAUUAUAGCAGUGGUUCUUCUCUUCUACUUCCUCUACAUAAACUCUUGCAAGCCACGAGGUUAUCCACCAGGUCCAGUGCGGCUUCCUUUGGUUGGAUUUCUACCAUAUAUAAAAAAAGAAUGCUUCCACAAGCAAGCGACACAACUUUCCUCCACCUAUGGCAACGUUAUUGGACUGUACUUUGGCACCAAAGCAAACGUUGUGGUCAACGGCUGGGACGCCGUCAAGGAUUCACUUCUCAAUGACCAACUUAAUGGACGACCUGAAAAUUUAAUUUAUAAUAUAAUUUUUGAUGGUAAACAGAGAGGAAUGCUGUAUGUGGAGAAGGACUUUUUUAAGGAACAGAGGCGAUUCACGCUCCAUCAGUUCCGUAAUCUUGGGUUUGGGAAACAAUCCAGCAAGGAGGUUAUCCACGAGGAAGUCAACGAUCUUAUCAAGGAGAUCCAGGAGACGGAAGGUAGCAUCUUAAUCAAGGACGUAGUGGGUGUGUCAGCUAUCAACAUCCUGUGGGCGCUGAUGGGAGGCAAAAGAUUCAGCAGGAGUGACGACAGACUUCUUCACUUGGUCAAAGUAGUCAACGACUUGUUUAGUUCUGGAGAUUUAUCACGAGGCAUCGUAUCCAUUCUGCCAGGUCUACGACAUAUCCUGCCCGAGUCCUCUUCCUUCAAACUUUAUCUACGCAGCAACCAACGUGUCUUCAAUUUUAUAAGAGUCUGUGUUUUAUUUGUUUCUUUGAAUAUAUUUUACAUUUGUCAUGUAAGAACAAAACUGUGGAAGGAGCACAAGGAGACUUUCGACCCAGAUAAUCUAAGAGACUUUAUUGACAUCUACAUCAACGAAGUUAUAAAAAGAAAAAACACAGCAGACACAACAUUUACAGGUACGUGUCCUAUAAUAUUUUGUUGCUACAGUUUGGUGUACACGAAUGCCACGCUGAUGGAGACGUUCCGCUUUAGGUGUCCAACACCAAUAACUGUACCUCAUAGGGCCCUCACAGACACCGAAUUGCAGGGUCACAGGAUCCCAGCCGGGACAGUGGUGCUUAACAACAUCUACAGUGUCCACGUUGAUCCAGAGUACUGGGGUGAUCCACAUACUUUCCGCCCAGAGCGGUUCAUCAACCCCGACGGAUCGCUGCGUGUGGACGAGCGCCUCAUUCCCUUCGGCAAAGGAAAUCGAUCGUGUUUAGGAGAAUCACUGGCCAGGAUGGAAACGUUCCUGUUAUUCUCAUCGCUCAUGCAUCACUUCACCUUCACUCUUGACCCCACAGUCCCUGUCUCAGACACAGAAGGCAAGAUGGGCCUCACACUCGCACCUCCACAGUUCAGAGUCUUCGCCAAAGCCAGGGUGUAAUGUUCAGAUUC
Molecule: messenger RNA, 2844 nt
Organism: Cherax quadricarinatus
Lineage: Eukaryota; Metazoa; Arthropoda; Malacostraca; Decapoda; Parastacidae
Source: RefSeq, a predicted model, not a curated record